AUGCUGGCGGCGCGGGGUGAUUUCACGGCGCCCGCGGGCGGACGCGGCGGAAGAGGAGGCCGGGGAAUGGCCGCGGUGUGGCAGCAGGUCUUAGCCGUAGACGCGAGGUACAACGCGUACCGCACGCCGACGUUUCCGCAGUUUCGGACACAGUACAUCCGGCGGCGCAGCCAGCUCCUGCGGGAGAAUGCCAAGGCUGGGCACCCCCCGGCGCUGCGGCGGCAGUACCUGAGGUUGCGUGGGCAGCUCCUGGGCCAGCGCUACGGGCCCCUCUCUGAGCCAGGCAGUGCCCGUGCCUAUAGCAACAGCAUCGUCCGCAGCAGCCGCACUACCCUUGACCGCAUGGAGGACUUUGAGGAUGAUCCUCGGGCCCUGGGGGCCCGCGGGCACCGCCGUUCUGUCAGCCGAGGCUCCUACCAGCUGCAGGCACAGAUGAACCGUGCCGUCUAUGAGGAUAGGCCCCCUGGCAGUGUGGUCCCCACAUCAGCAGCGGAAGCGAGUCGAGCCAUGGCUGGGGAUACGUCGCUGAGUGAGAACUACGCCUUUGCGGGCAUGUACCAUGUUUUUGACCAGCACGUGGAUGAGGCAGUGCCCCGGGUGCGCUUCGCCAAUGACGACCGCCACCGCCUGGCCUGCUGUUCGCUCGAUGGCAGCAUCUCCCUGUGCCAGCUGGUGCCCGCUCCGCCCACCGUGCUCCGCGUGCUGCGGGGCCACACCCGCGGCGUCUCGGACUUCGCCUGGUCCCUCUCCAAUGACAUCCUCGUGUCCACCUCACUCGAUGCUACCAUGCGCAUCUGGGCCUCUGACGACGGCCGCUGCAUCCGGGAGAUCCCCGACCCCGACGGCGCCGAGCUGCUCUGCUGCACCUUCCAGCCGGUCAACAACAACCUCACCGUGGUCGGGAAUGCCAAGCAAAACCUGCACGUCGUCAACAUCUCCACGGGCAAGAAGGUGAAGGGCGGGUCCAGCAAGCUCACAGGCCGGGUCCUGGCUCUGUCCUUCGACGCCCCCGGCCGGCUGCUCUGGGCAGGGGAUGACCGAGGCAGUGUAUUCUCCUUCCUCUUCGACAUGGCCACAGGGAAGCUGACCAAGGCCAAGCGCCUGGUGGUGCACGAAGGCAGCCCCGUGACCAGCAUCUCUGCCCGCUCCUGGGUCAGCCGCGAGGCCCGAGACCCCUCGCUGCUCAUAAAUGCUUGUCUCAACAAGCUGCUGCUCUACAGGGUGGUGGACAACGAGGGCACCCUGCAGCUGAAGAGGAGCUUCCCCAUUGAGCAGAGCUCGCACCCCGUCCGCAGCAUCUUCUGCCCGCUCAUGUCCUUCCGCCAGGGCGCCUGCGUGGUGACGGGCAGCGAGGACAUGUGCGUGCACUUCUUCGACGUGGAGCGGGCAGCCAAGGCCGCGGUGAACAAGCUGCAAGGCCACAGCGCCCCGGUGCUGGACGUGAGCUUCAACUGCGACGAGAGCCUGCUGGCUUCCAGCGACGCCAGCGGCAUGGUCAUCGUCUGGCGGCGGGAGCAGAAGUAG
This is a messenger RNA of Pipistrellus nathusii (Nathusius's pipistrelle), 1524 nucleotides long. Lineage: Eukaryota; Metazoa; Chordata; Mammalia; Chiroptera; Vespertilionidae. The record is from the annotation of a GenBank genome assembly.